Molecule: messenger RNA, 1245 nt
Organism: Nicotiana tabacum (common tobacco)
Lineage: Eukaryota; Viridiplantae; Streptophyta; Magnoliopsida; Solanales; Solanaceae
Product: peptidyl-prolyl cis-trans isomerase FKBP20-2, chloroplastic-like
Molecular function (GO): peptidyl-prolyl cis-trans isomerase activity
Source: RefSeq, a predicted model, not a curated record
AAGUGAAGAUAAAGCAUUUGUUUUCUUACCCAAAUAAACUGCAAAAACAGCCAUUUUUCCAUUGCGCUUUUGAGGGACAAAAGCCAUGGUGCCGAACUCUUCGUUUCUCCUCUCCAAGAUUUCUUUUCCAUAUACUCUUUCAGCUUGUCACACAACUCACAGACAGAAGUCCAUGUUCCAGUGCUGCUCAGCUGUCACAUUACAAGAUAAAAGAAAAUAUUUCAGGGUUAGGGAACAAAAAGUAAAUAUAUUGCAUUAUGAGGACAAUAUGAAGCGCAGAUCUCUCCUGUUUUUUCUGAUUACAUCUGGCAUAUCUCCCGCUCUCCCAGCUUAUGGGAAAACAAAGAGCAAAAACCCAUAUGAUGAAAGACGCUUGCUAGAGCAAAACAAACGGAUCCAAAGAGAAAAUAAUGCCCCUGAAGAGUUCCCCAGUUUCAUCAGAGAAGGUUUUGAAGUUAAAGUAGUAACGUCCGAUAACUAUGUAAAGCGUGACUCAGGUCUUAUAUUGUGGGAUAUUGCUGUUGGUGAAGGUGAUUGCCCAAAGGAUGGCCAACAGGUGACUUUCCACUAUAUUGGUUAUAACGAGUCUGGACGUCGUAUAGACAGUACAUACCUACAAAAUGCUCCUGCAAAGAUUCGGAUGGGCACUAACGCAUUGGUCCCAGGUUUUGAGGAAGGAAUUAGAGACAUGAGACCUGGCGGGAGGAGGAGGAUUAUAAUACCUCCAGAACUAGGACCGCCGGUCGAGGCACACCAAAAAUGCCCCGCGGCGAUGGUGUGGUGCGAAAGUCUCAAGAGGCGUACGCCCAGCAAUUCGGGGCGUACGCCCGGGCGUUUGAGGUUGGGCCUUCAACGUUUUUUAGCUCAAAACAGUUUGAAGUAUUUGACGUGGAACUGCUAGGCAUUCAAGACUGCAAACGGAGGACAAUAGCAGGCUUCUACUCUGAUGUUGUCUGCAAUUAAGCAAUAAUCCCCUUUUGUGAAUAUUUUAGUCACAUCUUGCAUCAUUAUUAUCAGAAGAGACUUGUUUUUAUUUUUCCCUUUUCAUUCUUUUACUGCAAAUAGAGAAAUGGAGGAAAGUAAAGACUAGGCUAGAGAUCACAAAGGUAGUUCUGGAACAGUAAAUUUCUACUGAAAGUAACAGGAGACUAUCCUACUGUUAUUUGAUUAAGAGGUUCAUGUUUGCUGAGAAAUCUUGUAUUUGUUGUAUCUAUAAAUCAAUUCGAGAACUUUUCUUGGCAAGAA